GUCAUCUCCGUCGGAUUCCUCUUCCUGACAUCUGAAAGUGAUCUAGAAAGUCUUACAGUUGACGAAGUGAUGGAGGAAUUGUCUGAAUUUGCGCCGUACGACGACAGUUGCGAACCCCUUGCUACCGAGGAAGAAGCCGCGGACUACAACGAAAGAGUUCAUCGCGAAGAAGAAGAGAAACAACAGUUUCAGCGAAGAUAUUCGGGAGAGGUGCCAGCGAAUGAAUGGUAUGGUAUUAUCAUGGAAUGUAGAUUUAUAUUUUUAUUUUCCAAUUUCAACACACCCGUCGUUAAAUCGUUGCUAUGUGAUUAACUGUAGUCCUGAUUUUAUGCGAUAGUUUUAUUGAAUUUGAAGAGGUCAGACAAUUAAUAAUUUUAUACAGACGUAUUUUUCUUGUGUUUGACGAAUUUUGCACAUUAUUUUGCAGGUGUUCGUGCUCGAACUGCUCUGUCAGCCUUGUUACAAAAGCGCAGGAGUGCAUUUGCUGCAAAGAGAUCGAUCGCUGCGAAGAGGUCAUGGAAGAAGCCAUUGGAGACUGGACCUUAUGCAUAACCCUCCAUCCAGGGUUUGAAAGCGUCUGCUUAAACCGCCACGUAUUAGAAGUGGCUGCACUGGGCCUAAAAACGCGAGCUGGAAAGUCGUACACAACUGUUCGUGGGCAAAGCAACAAAAGUGAUAAUGAGUAAGUUGGGGUAUUGUUGACUUUGUAUCGGAACGAUCGAACCGUACAUAGCAUUGAAUAAUUGAUUCAUCUAAGCUUAUCGCCGUGGACUGAUCUCAUAGAAUCACAUUUUUUAUUUUCUAAAUGGCUUUAUUGCCUCAACUGCUUAUUUUUAAAAGGAGUAUUUAUUUAUCUCCAUCCAAUCCCUCCUUGAAUUAACAGUGAUCUCAUUUCUCUAACUAGAUUCCUGAGGUCUGUGGCCUAUCGCCAAUUUACAAGACUGCUGUGGAGUUAUAUUGGUAGUUCCAGGCGAUACCCCUUGCCCUGUUGUGCCUACAAUAAAAUCAGGAAACAAUUUCCGAGUCAAAAUGGCCAUUAUCGUGGAUUCGAAGAUGAAGAAAAUGAAUAA
Molecule: messenger RNA, 1070 nt
Organism: Porites lobata
Lineage: Eukaryota; Metazoa; Cnidaria; Anthozoa; Scleractinia; Poritidae
Source: the annotation of a GenBank genome assembly